AUGUGGGGUACUACAAGGUUUGCAUGGCUUUUGUCAAUGUUGAUAUGUCUUUUGCCAACGUUGAACAGCUUCAAUGGAAGAGUGAUGGCCUUCCAUAAGGUGUAUCGAAAUUACUACGACGUUCAAACUCGUGACAAUGCAGAAGUAAAGCAAGUAUAUAGAACUGGCUAUCACUUCCAACCGGAAAAAAAUUGGAUCAAUGAUCCAAAUGCACCAAUGUAUUACAAAGGAUAUUAUCAUUUGUUCUAUCAAUACAAUCCGAAAGGUGCUCUUUGGGGUAACAUUGUAUGGGCUCAUUCGGUAUCAAAAGAUAUGAUCAACUGGAUAAAUCUCGAACCAGCAAUCGUGCCAUCGAAACCAUAUGACAAAUAUGGGUGCUGGUCUGGGUCCGCGACAAUCUUGCCUGGUAAUAAACCAGUAAUCCUGUAUACAGGAAUUACUGCACUUGAACCGGCCCCUGGUCACCAAGUCCAGGUUUACGCUAUACCAGCCGACUACUCGGACCCUUUUUUGCGCAAAUGGGUCAAACCCGAUGACAACCCUUUUCUCAAGCCAACAAGUGAGAACAUUUCAGCUUUUCGUGACCCUACAACUGCUUGGUACAACAAUGGUCAUUGGAAAAUUAUUGUUGGUAGUAGGAGAAAACAUCGUGGGAUGGCUUAUUUGUAUAGAAGCCGGGAUUUUGUUACAUGGAUAAAGGCUAAACACCCAUUUCAUAGUAAAAAUGAGACGGGUAUGUGGGAAUGCCCUGAUUUUUACCCGGUUUCAUCUGAAGGAACAUAUGGUUUAGACACGUCGUCACUAGGUAGCAGUCUUAAAUAUGUUUUCAAGGUCAGCCUUGAUAUGACUAGGUACGAGUAUUACACGAUUGGGAAGUAUGAUCUAAUUAAUGAUAGAUAUAUCCCGGAUAACACAUCUCAAGAUGGUUGGGGUGGAUUAAGAUAUGAUAACGGGAACUUUUAUGCCUCUAAGUCAUUCUUUGACCCGUCGAAGAACAGGAGGAUCUUGUGGGGUUGGUCUAAUGAGUCUAGCACCCCAAAAGAAGAUAUUGCCAAGGGUUGGGCCGGAAUCCAGUUGAUUCCACGGAAGGUUUGGCUGGAUCAAAAUGGACAACAAUUGCUUCAAUGGCCGAUUUGUGAAUUGGAGACUCUAAGGAGUAAUAAAGUGGAGCUUAACAACAUUAAAGUUAACAAAGGUGACACCAUUGAAGUAAAAGGAGUCACUGCAUCUCAGGCGGAUGUUGAAGUUACAUUUACAUUUUCGAGUUUGGAAAAAGCAGAGUUGUAUGAAGAAGAAUGGGCAAAAUUCCCACAAAAUGAUAUUGGUAAAAGUAUUUGUGGGGUUAGGGGUGCUACCGUACAAGGAGGGCUCGGCCCAUUUGGUCUACUGACCUUAGCUUCAGAAAAGCUUGAAGAGUACACUCCUGUCUUCUUUCGGGUUUUCAGGACUACUGAUAACAAACAUAAAGUUCUGUUCUGUUCUGAUGCCACUCCUUCUUCAUUGAACCCGAAGGGAUACAAACCGUCAUUUGGAGGCUUUGUGAAUGUCGACUUAGCAGAAAAGAGGCUCUCAAUUAGGAGUUUGAUUGAUCAUUCCGUCAUAGAAAGCUUUGCACAAGGGGGAAAGACGAUUAUCUCAUCAAGGGUCUAUCCAACACUAGCAGUGUCGGAUAGUGCUCAUUUGCAUGUAUUUAACAAUGGGUCGGAACCCAUCACUGUUGAGACAUUGGAAGCAUGGUCUAUGAAGACGGCCCAAAUCAAGUAGACUUGGACAAGUUUUGCCAGUUUUAGGAAAGUAACUAAUAAAAAGAAUGGGGUUUACUUAAUAGAGUAUCUUU
Molecule: messenger RNA, 1837 nt
Organism: Erigeron canadensis
Lineage: Eukaryota; Viridiplantae; Streptophyta; Magnoliopsida; Asterales; Asteraceae
Product: beta-fructofuranosidase, insoluble isoenzyme 1-like
Exons: 6
Coding region: 1-1764 (587 amino acids)
Biological process (GO): carbohydrate metabolic process
Molecular function (GO): hydrolase activity, hydrolyzing O-glycosyl compounds
Source: RefSeq, a predicted model, not a curated record